Messenger RNA from Caretta caretta (loggerhead turtle), 4513 nucleotides. NCBI's taxonomy places the organism in Eukaryota, Metazoa, Chordata, Testudines, Cheloniidae. The record is from RefSeq and is a predicted model, not a curated record.
CAGCCCUUUGUUCCGCCGGGGAGCCAUGGCCGGGGCCGGGGGCCCAGCGCGGCGCCUGCUCCGGCCCCGCCAGUCGCGGGGCAGCGAGGAGGCACUGGGAGAGCAUCUGGUCUGUCUACAAAAAGCCGAGGAGGAGCGGCAAAGCGUGGAGCUGCUGAAACAGACUGAAGCUGAGCGGCAGAAGAUCAUUGCGGAGUGGAAGGAGCUGCGAGGGUUUCUGGAAGAGCAGGAGCAGCUCCUGCUGUCCCAGCUGGAAGAGCUAGCCAGAGCCAUUGUCAAGAGAAGGGAUGAGGGCAUCUCCAGACCGGCUGGGGAGAUUUCCCUUCUGGGAGGGAAGGGGCAGCAGCAGCCGAGGAGCCAAUCCCCACAGGGUGCGGGAUGCACUGAGAGCAGCAGGGAGGAUGGGCCGUUUCAGAAGCCAGAGCCGGGGUUUGCGGAGCUGGAGAAGAGACUCAGCGAUUUCUCUCUGAAAAGUGCCAUCCUGCAGGAGGUGCUGCUGGGAUUCAAAGAGACUCUGCGACUGGAGCUGGAGAGCAACACAGCAGGUGAUCGGGCAGUGAGUGAGAACGAGGAGGAGAAUCCUCCGCAGGGAGAUACACAGCACAGGGAACCACCCGGGAUGUUUUUAGAAAGAUCUGAAAAGAACGUUCACUGGAGUCGUGAGCGGAGAAGAGGUCAUGAGAGUCAGCACUGGCCAGAGAGGCAGCCGGGAAAUCAGCCGGGGGAUUGUCGGGGAAGUGGCAAGGACCUCCAGGAAACAGCAGCUCAGCAGAGAAUCCCCACAGGAGAGAGAAAGAACACCUGCACUGAGUGUGGGAAAACCUUCAGUAGUCGCUCAAAGCUUAUUACGCACUGGAGAAUCCACACAGGGAACAGACCAUAUAAAUGUUCAGAGUGUGGGAAAAGCUUCAAUCAGCGUUCAAACCUUAUUAAACAUUGGAGAAUCCACACGGGAAAUAGACCCUUUAAAUGCCAUGACUGUGGGAAAAGCUUCACUGACAGCUCAAACCUUACUCAGCAUCAGAGAACCCACGUGGGGGAGAGACCCUACAGGUGCUCGGAGUGCGGGAAAAGCUUCACUCGGAGCUCAGACCUUAUUAGACAUGAGACAAUCCACACGGGAGACAGACCCUUUAAAUGCUCAGCGUGCGGGAAAAGUUUCAAUCAGAACUCGCACCUUAUUACACAUCAGAGGAUCUACAAGGGAAAGUAACCCCAUAAAUAGCUUGGCUAGGGCUGGCUGAAAAGGUUGGGUUUUUUUUAAUAAUACAUUUGCUAUUUUCCAAUAGUGACCUUUAAAGCUGUUUGCACCAUUUGCUUCACUGUGGUCCCUCAGCUCCCUCAGGUGAGUUGCCUGCUUUUGCCGCUCACCCUUCUUUGGGGUGAAGCCCAUCGUCCUUUCUGUGAAUUCCUUGAUAUUCUGUAAGUCAUGGGAGUGUGUGUCCCUCCUGACAGGAAUGUCCAUUAGUCCCAGAUAGGGAGAGAGGGGUGACCUCAACUAGCUACAUAGAGCUAAAAUCUACUCGGACCUUGUCUCUGUGAGGGUUUUCCAUGGAGUUAGCAGCUCUGGUAAAGUGGUUGGGGUUAGCUAGCACAUUUCUCCUUAAGCUGACCUAACCUCCAUCACUCUUCCUAGUUCAGACAACCCUAAGCAUCACAUUUAUAUUUACUCCUGCGGGAAUUCUGUGCCAAAAAAAUAAAAAUUCUGCACACAAUAUUUGAAAAUUCUGCAAAUUUUAUUUGUCAAAAUAACACUGCAUGAUCAUGCCAGUUUCAAUUAUUUUGGUAACUUAUUUCAAAGUACCUGUCAGCAAGUAUGACUGUAACAAUACAGACACACACAAAAUUUCCCCCAGGAGCAGAGAAUUAAAGAAACGCCUAUGACAACCCGGUUCCAGUUUCUCUGCCCGCACCACCCAGAACCCAGCUGGGGAGGGUGUGGGGGGGCAGACACCCCCAACCCCCCCAUGUCCCACUCCUGAGUCCAGCCGCAGGCCCUCCCAGCCCAGACACCCACCUCCUCUCCCUCCAGAGCCCAGCCAUGGUCCCCACAAGCCAGACACCAGGUCCCCUCCCACCCACCCACCCCUAAGUCAGACACCAGCUCUUCUUCCCCUCCAAGACCAGCCAUGGCCCCCCUAUGCUGGACACCAGCCCGCCUCCCAUGCAAAGCCCAGCUGUGGCCCCCUCCCAGCCCAGGCACCCAUCCCCCCUACCACCCAGAGCCCAGCUGUGGCCCUCCCAGCUCAGACACCAGCCCCCUAUUGGCUAGGGAUUCACAGGGAGAAACAGCCUGUUGCUGGGUCCCAGGCUUGUGUGGAGUUUCCUGCACACCACCCUCUCCUUCCCUUGGGCGUGCGGGGAACUGCAGCUGCCGGAAACUCUCUACUCUUUCCCCUGGUCCUCCCCACCCCCACAGUGUCUUCUGUGUGCAAGCAGGGCUCAUCCGGGUCCAGCAGCCCCUGCUGGUGGCCAGCAGCAUUGCAGCCCAUUUCUCUGUAGGGGAAAGGAAAUUAUGUGCAAAAAACAUUAAUUUCUGCAAAAUUCUGCAUUGCACAGUGGCGCAGAAUUCCCCCAGGAGUAUUAUUGUUCCCCCACUAGCAGAGUGAUUGUCAGAGUAACUGAGUUCACCCUUUGUGGACAGAUUGUCUCACUCCUUGUUAUUCUCACUUUCUCCAGGUAGUGCACAAAGUUGUUAUUUUUGUACCAUUUUUCUCAUUUAAAAUAUAUUUAUAACAAAGAGAAGGCGCAGGGAGACAAAAAAAUAGUGUCAUUUCUGCCUGUGAUACACAAAGGAGACGGGGUGGAUUGGAGGGAUUCUUUCCUUCCCCAUCACCACCAUGAUACUCCCUCACCACUCCGGCUUUAGAAUUUAUUCUGUCCCUCCACCUCCCAAGUGUCAUGUGACACACUGUUCUUCGCUCUCUUUGCUUAGGAAUCACAUACUUGUAAGCACUGGAGAUUAAAGUGUCACAGUCGUAGAGGGGAAAGUUGAGUGGAUCCCAAAGCCAGUGUGAUCGUUCUGAUCUUAAAUCCCAGUUUCCCGUUCUUGAAAAAGUGACUUUGGGGCUUUUUCCUGCUGAGCGGAUGGAAAGGCUGCCUGUUUUUCCCCAAUUCAAGGAUGCUAAAACGUUUGAAAAUAAUAAUGAGGUGGUGUUGAGGAAGCAGGUUUGAAUGGAUCAUAGGAGAACGCAGUGGGAGAAUUUGUCCUCCUCACUUUUGAAUCAUAAUAUAUAACCUCCUCUAGAAUUUCAUAGUGUAUUACACCAUAAUUGUCAAAUUUCUCUGCAUUAUGGAUUUUUCUCUCUUUCCUGAAUGCCGUUUUGUCACGUAACUGGAUAUUUUGUUGGACAGAAUGUAGAUCAGAUUUAUUAGGGACUUUGAAACAGAUUACCAUUUGCUAAAAUAGUCUUGUGUUUUUUUUCCCAUCCCUCCACGGUGACAUAGAAGAAAUUAUUUCAGUCACCGGGAGAGAAUACUCCAAUUUAUUGCGCAUGCUACCGAGGAACUAGUAGUGUAUUUUAAAUCUCCAUAUUGAAAUGAUGAACAACAGUACACCACAAAUGAUGCAACCAGCUGAAGUAAUUGGAUAUGAUCACACUGUUGUUAAGUUGGUUGGGUCAAUAUCGUGUCAGAUGAUCUUGGGAGAGAAUUUCACAGUAAGUGAGUUGGAACUAGGCAAAAUAUUUGGUUCCCAAAACAGUUGUGGCCCAGGCAGGUCCGGAUUAAAGAAUUUUGGGUCCACCUCCCCACGUUCCUUAAACUAGACAGAACAUGUGAUAGACCAUAUGUAAAUAUGAGAGCCUCUUCAUUUAUGAUGAUGAUUGUUAGAGCUUUCUCAGCAGAAAAUACAGAAGCACCACUGAAAGUGAAAUGAUUGUGUUCUUAUGCUAACUUAUACAGUAGCAUAGUGUAUUUUCAGAAUUAGCAGGAAUACAAACAGAAUUUGAAUAUAAGAAUAAAAAUUAGCCCCACUGAGUUUUGGGAUUUUUAUUUUAUAUUUUAUUUUUAUUUUCUAGCCGCAAGGAACUUGAGAUUUUGGGAAUUUUCUGAGGCCCUGGGGAUUUUGGGAUUUAUGGAGGCCAUGAAGUUUUUGGUAUUUUUGGAGGAACUGGAAGUUUUGAGAUUUUUUUGAGGCCCGGGAUGUUUUGGCAUUUUGUGGCUUUUUGGAGGGCCCAGUGUGACACUCUGUAUCUUGGGGGAACACGCUGCACUCCCAUGUUCAUCCUUAUAAUAUGAUUGUAUUGUAUCUAAUGCAAAGUUUGUCAUGUCGGGUGUCUUCGGAAGGUUCAUGAUGCACUGAGCAUUGUUGUUAUAGUGAUGUUAUAGGUUGUAAUUUCAUGUAUAUAGUUAUGAGGCUGAAAAUGUGUCCUCAUGGCUUAAAACAAGCCCAGGCAAAACUCUCCAGGAACAGAGCUUUUAUUUCAUUUGACCAAAUCUGACUUCUUGUGCUUUGACUUAUAAUCACUUAAAAUCUAUCUUUUGUAGUUAAUAAAUCUGUUUGUUUAUCCUA